CUCAUGUAUAAACCUUCAGUUUCUCUGUCAGAUCUCCAACAUCCAACGUCGAAAUGAAAUCCACAGACAAGGACGAGAAGAAAGACGAGAAGAAGCAGGAAAAUAAAGAGGAGGAAGUGAAGAAGGAGCCUCCCACACCGUUGGCUGAGAUCAAGAGCAACUUUGUGCUCAUCGACAGGGCUGUUUCGACAUUGGAGCCUAGGUUCACUCAUAGGGUGCUUAGAACACUGACGACACUGGUGAAGAGAUUAGAUGAAACGAUCAUCCGUAAUGCUAUAGAGGAAGCAUACCCCAAAGAAUCGACAACAAAAUCCACCCUUGUCUCGUGGCUUCCUACAACGUCUGAAGAUGUCGAAAUGCAAGUCGAUUCUGCCCCCACUUCCGCGACAACCGCCAAACCCGCCGCACCAGUAACCCCCGAGCCUGUUCCAGAAGUCGACAUUUACCUGCGUCUGCUUAUCAUCAAUCAGCUGCUCAAGUCAACGGAAGGCGUUUCGAAAGCGAAGGAACUUUCGGUCGAGACGGUCAAGAAGAUGCAAGCUCUAAAUCGCAGAAGCCUGGACUCUAUCGCCGCCAAGGUCUGGUUUGCUGUUGAACGCGCUUUUGAGUUAGCUGGUGAUAUAUCAGAGGCUCGUCCAAUGUUCUUGGCCGCACAACGAACUGCAGCCCUCAGACACGACGAUGAUACCCAAGCUUCUUUGAUCAACCGUCUGCUUCGCUCAUACUUAGCUUACAGUUUGUACGAUCAAGCUGACAAGUUAGUAUCUAAAACGACGUUCCCCGUAUCCGCUGGUAAUCCACAAUAUGCGCGGUACCACUAUUACCUUGGCCGGAUAAAGACCGUGCAGCUCAACUACAGCGAUGCCCAUACGAAUCUGCAACAAGCCAUCCGUCGCGCUCCUCCAGCAACUGUAGCACCUGGCUUUUACCAAGCUGUACACAAGCUUUUUGUGGUCGUAGAAUUGUUGAUGGGUGAUAUUCCAGAUCGGAGUAUCUUUAGACAUCCUGUAUUGGAGAAACCGCUGAAGGGAUAUUUCGAGAUUGUGAAAGCUGUCCGUACAGGUUCCCUUUCACAAUUCCAACAAACAGUUCUCAAACAUGCUGCCCUAUUCCAAGCCGACAAAACACACACUCUGAUCACUCGACUACGACAAAACGUGAUCAAAACCGGUAUUCGUCGACUUUCGCUCUCGUACUCGCUCAUCUCACUUAAAGAUAUCUGCGUAAAACUGCACCUGGAUUCGGAGGAAGACGCCGAGUACAUUGUCGGAAAAUCCAUCCGCGAUGGUGUCAUUGACGGUCGGUUGGUCCAUGAGAAAGGGUGGAUGGCUUGUGGUGGUGCCGGUGGUGUCAAGAGAGGGUACGGUGCCGAUGUUGCAGAGACAUUUUCCAGGCGAAUUGGUUAUUGUUUAGAACUACACAACCAGAGUGUCAAGGCUAUGCGUUAUCCUCUAAAUGCUCACCGAAAAGAACUUGCGGACGCGGAAGGAGCACGGGAACGAGAGAAAGAGUUGGCAAAGGAAAUCCAGGAGGGUGAUCUGGAUGAUGAAGACCUUGGUGGCGAAUUUUGAAUAUCAAAUGAGUCGUAUCAGAAUGCAGUUGGCAUUCAUUAUAAUUGUAUAAGAGGAGUAGAGACUGUAGAGUCGACAGUGGUCAAAGCUGUUCCGCUGAUCCUAAACUGGAAGGGUGUGAACUU
Molecule: messenger RNA, 1696 nt
Organism: Lentinula edodes (shiitake mushroom)
Lineage: Eukaryota; Fungi; Basidiomycota; Agaricomycetes; Agaricales; Omphalotaceae
Product: PCI domain-containing protein
Exons: 5
Coding region: 54-1571 (505 amino acids)
Biological process (GO): regulation of protein catabolic process; ubiquitin-dependent protein catabolic process
Cellular component (GO): proteasome regulatory particle, lid subcomplex; proteasome complex
Molecular function (GO): enzyme regulator activity; protein binding
Source: RefSeq, a predicted model, not a curated record